AUGAAUACAGUACCUUCACAGAAUAAGAACCAAAAUUGCUUGCCAGAAUGUUUCAAUAAUUUUCAAAAUUGUAGAAUAACAUUAGAUUGUACUGAAAUUUCAUGCGAUAUUCCUAAAUCCCUUUUGGAUCAAAAGCUCACAUAUAGUUCUUAUAAGAAUAAAAAUACAUUGAAAGGGCUUAUUGGAGUGGCUCCUAAUGGUCUUAUUACUUAUUCUAGUAAAUUGUAUCCUGGAUCCACUUCUGAUAAAAAAAUUGUAGGCCACUGUGGAGUAUUAAAUAUAUUACAACCAGGUGAUUUAGUGUUAGCUGAUAAAGGCUUCCUAAUUUCAGACUUAAUGCCUCCAGAAACUUCCUUAAACAUUCAACCUUUUCUUAUGUCUCCGCAAUUCACUCCAAGUGAAGUUCUGAAAACAAAGAGCAUAGCUAGAGCCAGAAUUCAUGUUGAAAGGGUGAUGAUUAGGCUGAAGAAGUUUAAGAUUUUAACACACAUACCAAAAGCGCUUUAUACAAAGUCAUCAUUAGUAUUUCAACUAUGUGCUGCAUUAGUAAAUUUCCAAAAUCCAAUAAUAAAAGAAGUUGAGCAUCUGUUUGUAAAUAAUGACAAGACAUAA
Molecule: messenger RNA, 612 nt
Organism: Macrosiphum euphorbiae (potato aphid)
Lineage: Eukaryota; Metazoa; Arthropoda; Insecta; Hemiptera; Aphididae
Source: the annotation of a GenBank genome assembly